UCUUGUUUUUAGUUUCAUUCUUCAAAUUCUUUACACGUUUUUCAAAAAUCAUCAUUUUAUAUAUAUUUUUCCUUCGUGUAUUUUAAACUUUUAUUAAAAUAUAGAAAGAUUGUAAUUUGGUGUUAAUUGGAAAGUCAGUUCCUAUUAAUUGUAAACGAUAAAUGUAUAUAUUUUUAGAAUUAUACUACUGCUAAACAUUGCUAGUAAACGUAGUAGUACUACAACAAUUACUGCUUUGGUUGUAAUUUGUGACAAUGUGAUACAUAAUGGCUGAAGAAAGAAAGAAAGUAUCGACAGAACAAUUAAGGAUACUGGUGGAGGAAAUAGAGAAAGACUCCACUCUAUUAAUCGGCAGACCGGGCGGCCGAGCGCCAAUCAAACGAGAGUACUCAGAAAAAUGGGAAAUCCUCGCCAAAAGAUUAAACUGUGUUGAAAAUGGAGCUGUCAAAAAUGUUUCAAAGUGGCAGCAGUCACUGCGCGACUGGAAGUCCAAUACUAAAAAGAAAGCUGCGAAAAUAAUGAAAGAUAAAAGCUGUCAGAGUGAUGUAAAUCAAGAGUUGACUAGUUUGGAGCAGCGGCUGCUCAAUCUUUAUGAUGAAGACCACUCUCCAGUGAAAACUAGUGGCAUUGACAUCAGUUAUAUAGCAGAAAUAGACCCGCUGUCGUCAGAUGACAGUAUGGAAGAACAUGUGUGGAAUGAAAUGGAGUCAAUAUGUGUACCUAAUGAACUUAAUAUAACCAAGAGCAGUAUAGCAACUGAGUGUGAAAGAGAAAAAGAGAAAUUAGGAAAUGGUGAAGAUCAAAGAGACAUACUGGCGCGACUAUCAGCAAUCGAAGCCUCUCAACAAGAGAUGGAGAAAUGUCACCACGAACAUGUGAAGGCCAUGAUUGCAGCAUUAAAAAGCCAUACAGUAGUGGCGUUACGCCAGUCUAAAGCUAUGGAGGCACAGACACAGGCUAUAUUGAAAUUACUAGAAAGAAGAGGAUAGCUGCCAAUAAUUUAUCAUUUAUUAUUUAAGGAAAAAAAAAAGAGAGAAAUAUUUAUUUUUAAUGCUUAAUUUCACACAGUAACAAAAAACAUUCAACAAUAAACAGAAAUGAAAAAUCACUAAAAUAGUGUCACUCAGCUAUAUGCCAUGUUCUUUCGAACAUGACGUUGAUUUUCAGUGGCAACAAUUUGUUAGAGAGAGAGAGUUGGUAAUAUAAAAUAGAACUUUACUUUAGUAGGAUCUGGGAGAAAGAAAGGUGUUGAAUAUCGCUGGAAGUGGCCUGUAAGCACGACAUAAGUUAUGAAAGUUGAUGAAACAAUAGAUGUAUAUAAGUAUUUUACUAGAGGGAGACUUUGUACAAAAGUCCAAAAAGUUAUCUUUGUACGAAAUGGGGGUACCUCUGUCCCAUCCGUGUUUCUGCCGAGAAGCAACUGUCAUUACAUGGCUGUUUCACUUUGAAGAUAUGAUAUGAUAUGGCAGUGAAUGCCGUAGUUCUCAAAAAUAUCAACUUGUGAGAAAUACUAAGAGCAUCACAGAGAAACCUGCAAUGUCCAUGGAUCUAUUUAUGUCUAUAGAUAACGGUUACCACUUUACAUCAAGUAAAUCAUCAAAUUUAACUUUCAAAUAGACUUGAAAUAUCAACUUGUUUACCAUUCUAAGUAUCAUAUGGAAGAACUAAGUUCUAUCUACCUACCCCACAGGAAACAUAGCGUGAAGAGAGAUAAGAUAUAUAUAAUAGUAUAAUAUGAAUCAUAAUUGGAAUUGAGUCAAAGCUUUUAAGCUCGAGAACAUUGUAUGGUUGUAUGUAUUGAUGACUGAUUAAUUAAGAAGAAUUGAAAAUAAAUAUUUAAAUGUUACAUAGACUUUAAAGCCCAAUUUAUAAUGUAAUAAGAAUUUACGAGGAAAUAUAAAUCUGUUUAAA
Messenger RNA from Galleria mellonella (greater wax moth), 1911 nucleotides. RefSeq lists its product as uncharacterized. The record is from RefSeq and is a predicted model, not a curated record. Lineage: Eukaryota; Metazoa; Arthropoda; Insecta; Lepidoptera; Pyralidae. Bases 267 to 989 code for a protein of 240 amino acids. The transcript has 4 exons.